AUGAAAGUGGACCGCCCAUUACCCCUGCGUAUCCUCACCCAUAACAUCCGCUAUGCCACAUCGGCGCCUUUCAGAGGUGAAAAGCCCUGGAAGGACCGAAAGCAACGGUUGAUAAACGAACUCCAUUAUCAUUCCCGGCACAAUCCCGAGACGUUCAUUUGCUUACAGGAGGUACUUCAUGUCCAGGUAACCGACAUCCUCUCAGGUCUCAACCCCAACGCGAACAAAGACGCCACUGCUGAAUGGGCAUAUAUUGGCGUCGGACGGGACGACGGCAAGCAGGCAGGGGAAUUCUCUCCAAUCUUCUACCGCCCCGCGGUCUGGGAACUCGAAGAGUCCAAAACUGUCUGGCUCUCUGAAACCCCUUCGGUCCCAUCCAGAGGCUGGGACGCUUCUUCCGUCCGAAUUAUCACAAUUGGCGUUUUCAAGCACAUUGUGAGCCGAAAGCGGGUGCUGGGCAUGAAUACGCAUCUUGACGACCAGGGUUCCAAGUCUAGAUACGAAGCGGCGAAACUGAUCCUCGGCCUGAUCAACCAGUUUCUCACCAAGAACCAAUUGGCCGGCCGAAAUAUCAAUGGUGUUUUCCUGGCGGGAGAUUUCAACAGUGAAGAGAACCAGGAAGCUUAUAGCGUGCUCACUGCGGCAGAUUCACAACUUGUGGAUGCCCAAAAGCAGGUCGAUGCUGCGUUUCGAUAUGGCAGCGAAAAUACCUAUACUGGCUUUGGCUACGAGGAUGAAGGGCCAAAGAGAAUCGAUUACGUUCUUUUCGGCCCACAGCGCGGAGCUAACAUGUCCUGGAUUGUUGACGGCUAUGCUGUGUUGCCUAACAAAUUUGAUGAUGGGGUGCUCAAUUCGGAUCAUCGCGCAGUUGUUGCGGAUGCUAAAUUAUUCUAA
This is a messenger RNA of Blastomyces dermatitidis ER-3, 894 nucleotides long. Its product is annotated as endonuclease/exonuclease/phosphatase. NCBI's taxonomy places the organism in Eukaryota, Fungi, Ascomycota, Eurotiomycetes, Onygenales, Ajellomycetaceae. The record is from RefSeq and is a predicted model, not a curated record. Bases 1 to 894 code for a protein of 297 amino acids. The transcript has a single exon. Gene Ontology annotation, molecular function: 3'-5'-RNA exonuclease activity.